GUGACCCUAAUCGUUGCAUUAUAAAACACAUAUACGAACCAAAAAGCCAACUCGUUUGUUUAUAUUCUACUCCAAACUCAAGACCUUUCCCCUUCCUUCUUCUCUCUUCUUCAAUCUUCAUCGAGCCACACAAAAGAGAUUUUUUCUGAUAAUCGAUAUAUUCAUGGCGGUUUCUCCACAAGCAUUCCCACCCAGAAAGCGGCGACCGUCUGCCGGAGCCUUUAUAUCUCCCAAAUUCUCCGACCAGAGCCUCCUCCACUCCCUCCUCCUCCUCUGCCAAGAAAUCUCCUCCCUCGAAUCCCGCGGCUUCCUUCUCAGACGAACCACCCUAUCCAUGACUCGAAAGGCCAAGCUUCUGGCUUUCCUCUUCGAAGACCUAGCUCGAUCUUCGAUCACCUACCUCUCUCCCUCAGCUUUGUUAUGCUUCCAAGAAAUGUACAUCCUUCUCCAGAGAAUCCAAACCCUCAUCGAAGACUCUUCCAACGGCAGCAAGAUGUGGCUUCUGAUCCAAAACGACUCCCUCGCAAACAGCUUCCACGAGCUAACUCUUGAUCUAUCCACUUUGCUAGAUAUUCUCCCCAUCAAGGAGCUUAACCUAAACGACGACGUCGAGGAAGUCGUCGCCUUGCUCCGCGGUCAGUGCGCGCGAAGCAGAGACGCCUUUGUUGAUCCUAAGGAUGACAAUCUCCGACUCGAAGUCUGCUCCAUGCUCGAUCGUCUCAAAAAGGAAAUCAUCCCAGACCACUCCAAGCUCUACGAGAUAUUCAUCCAGUUAGGUAUUCUAGACUCUUCGAAUUGUAAAGAAGAGCUAGAGUCUCUCCAAGACGAGUUUCAGAACCAAGCCGACGACAAAUUCAAAUCCCAACUGGUUUCCCUCAUCGGCCUCGUCCGCUACGCCAAAUGUGUCCUCUUCGGCGCUUCAACUCCAAGCUCCGAUCUCACUCGCCUGAAAUCAUCCUCGGAGCUGAAUUUCCCGGUGGACUUCCGGUGUCCGAUCAGCUUGGAACUCAUGCGGGACCCUGUGGCCGUGUCGACCGGUCAGACGUACGAUCGUGAGUCAAUCAAGCUGUGGAUCGAGUCAGGUCACAACACGUGUCCCAAGACAGGUCAGGCCCUGGCCCACACGAGCUUGAUACCGAACCGCGCUUUGAAAAAUCUUAUCGCCAUGUGGUGCCGCGAGCAGCGAAUCCCUUUCGACCACGCUGAGGGCAAAGAUAAAGUCAGCGCCGUCAAGAAGAACAAGGCGGCGUUGGAAGCUACGCGGAUGACCGCGUCGUUUUUGGUCAAUAAGCUAUCCCUUGCGGCCCAGUCAAUCGAGGCUGCCAACGUGGUCGUUUACGAGCUCCGAAGUCUAGCCAAGACUGAUUCCGAUUGCCGAGCCUGCAUUGCCGAAGCUGGAGCCAUUCCUUUGCUCGUACGUUAUCUGAGUUCGGACGUCGGACUGGAUCACCCUAACCUCCAAGUUAACGCCGUCACGACGAUCCUCAACCUUUCGAUACUUGAAGCCAAUAAAGCGAGAAUUAUGGACACUGACGGAGCCUUAAACGGAGUCAUUGAGGUGCUCCGGUCUGGUGCGACGUGGGAGGCCAAGGGCAACGCGGCGGCUACGAUAUUCAGUUUAUCCGGUGUGCAUGCGUACAGGAAGAAACUAGGGAGGAAGGGACGUGUCGUGAAGCCGUUGGUGGAGUUGGCCAGGGAGGGACCCGGGUCUUCCAAGAGGGAUGCAAUGGUGGCAAUAUUGAAUUUGGCGGGAGAGAGAGAGGCGGUGGCGAGGUUGGUGGAAGCCGGGGUGGUGGAGAUGACGGUGGAGGUAAUGGAGGGGCUACCGGAAGAGGCGGUGGCAGUGUUGGAAGUGGUGGUGAGAUGUGGCGGGAUAGUGGCCAUUGCGGCGGCGUAUGGUGCGAUUAGGCAUUUGGGGGUGGUGUUAAGAGAAGGGUCGGAUAGGGCGAGGGAGAGUGCGACGGCAACUCUUGUGACGAUUUGUCGAAAAGGGGGGUCGGAGAUGGUGGUGGAGUUGGUGUCGGUUCCGGGGAUAGAGAGGGUAAUAUGGGAAUUAAUGGGAACGGGGACGGCGAGGGCAAGGAGGAAAGCGGCAUCGUUGUUGAGGAUUCUGAGGAGAUGGGCGGCGGGAAUGGAGGGUGAUCAUGUACCUGAAGGUUAUUCGACUGUUGUGAGUUCCUCAACGACUGCAGUCAGUGCAAUGGUGUCUAGCUAAAUUUGAUUCAAACGUGUAAAUCACAAUGAUGAAUUUUUCUUUAUUUUUGUUUGGUGAACGAUUAAUGAAAUAUCUCAUUCAUUCAUUCAAUAUUAGUAGCAAUCAUGUUUUGUUAUAGAUGGAAAGGAAUAUGAAAUGUACCAAAACAAUUGUUGGAACUUGUAAGCAUUAUCGAUUUACAACUAGUGGAUCUAGGAAUUAGAAUUCCGAAACAUUAGCAAUUAGAAACCAUAGUGAUUUGUUUGAAUCCCUUUGGUUUCGGCAGUGAAUGAGACAUUUUAUUAGAGAUCACAUAUAUAACACGUUUGUUACACGGGACUGUACUGCUGUAGACCAACUUACGGAAUCCACAUGGAGUUAUCCCACGUUUGGUGCAACAUGGACUCUCCAAGACGAGUCUUCCGGAAUCCAUAAUUCACCCGACACGUUCUUACGGAAAGACACCAAAAACCAUGGGGCUCUGUAAGCCUUGGUUCUAUCUCCCCGCCUCAAUUAACUCAAUCAUUUUUUUCAUCAUUCUCAGAACCUCACCACCUUCUACUCCUUUGUAGAAUGAGAUUUGAAUUUUGGGUUGAUGCGAAUGAUCAAUUUUACUAGUUUAAAUUUUA
Messenger RNA from Argentina anserina (silverweed cinquefoil), 2823 nucleotides. RefSeq names its product U-box domain-containing protein 16. Gene Ontology annotation, biological process: protein ubiquitination. The record is from RefSeq and is a predicted model, not a curated record. The transcript has a single exon. Bases 164 to 2215 code for a protein of 683 amino acids. Gene Ontology annotation, molecular function: protein binding; ubiquitin-protein transferase activity. NCBI's taxonomy places the organism in Eukaryota, Viridiplantae, Streptophyta, Magnoliopsida, Rosales, Rosaceae.